AUGAUUGUCGACCUGGUGAAUUGCGUUCGACAAGAAGAAUGGGGCCAAGUUCAUCAAUUGCUGCUCAAGCACUGGCUUGCACAAGUUCCUGAAGUCUUCGAAAUCAAUGCAGAUAUGCCUUGGGACAAUAGUGGAAUUAACGAAAGAUUGUUGGGUGCCCCUGGCGAAUUGUUAUUCUCACCAUUAGUUAGCGCUUUCUUGUUGGAUGUUCACAAUACCAAAAGUAGUCUGGAAACUAUGAAUGAACUCGCUGGUGUCGAUCCUGCAAAAGGUGCGAAAAUCUGUGGUCAUGUAUUCAAAAAUGGCGAGCUGACGUAUACAUGUCUCGACUGUGCUACUGAUGGAACAUGUGUAAUGUGUCUACAAUGCUUCGAAGUUUCGAUUCACAAAGCGCACAAAUACAAAGUGAGUGUUUUGUAUAUAUGGUUGAUAUUGAAACAAACAACGUUUAAGAUGCAUUCCUCGUCAGGAUCUGGUUACUGCGACUGUGGAGACAAAGAUGCUUGGCUUGAAGGAUACGCAUGUGCUAAUCACGAGAAGAAGGAAGAGGAAGAAGCAGCAGUACUAGCUCCAGAGUUGAGAAACCGCUGUGAGCAAUUAGUAGAAAUCAUUCUUCAUUUUGCUUUAUCGUUGAUCACUCAUAAAGAUGAUCUCACACUACCCGAAGCGUUUGAGGAGUUCAAACCCGAAGUUCCAGUUGACUCUCAGCAGUUUCUGACUGUUCUUUAUAAUGAUGAAACACAUACGUACGAGUCGGUUAUCAAAGUGCUUGAGCUAUAUAUUCAUUGCACUAAAGAUCAAGCGAUGCUAGUAGCGACAAUAGUUGAUCGAGAAGGUAGAAGUGCUGUAAAAUUAGGUAAUAAAGUGGACUGCACUAAGGCCAAAGAGGAUGUGCAGAAAAAGACGUCACGAGAUUCGUUAAGCAUUCGGAGAGCAUCAACUCAUCACUUACCACUUAGUGUGAAAGUCAUGGAUACAAUGCUAUUCUCACUCCAGAGUUUCUCUAUAUCUCUUUUAACAUGGCUCAAUGCACAAAUGGAAGUUUUCCCUCCCCUGCGUGAAAUCGUUGGAGAGAUUCUGUUGACUUCAAAAUUCGAGCUGAAGAAAGACUACGUUAAAAAACAAUCAAAGUCUGAAGAAGGAUUGAUAGCUCAAAUAGUUCAAAAUGUCCGAGACGGGAUGGAUGCUGAUGAUGAAGCAGAGUUGAUUCAACUUGUAAAUGACGGAAUAGAUGCCGGAGAAAUUAUAGCAGAAGUGGAGGACGAGCAAAUGGAAGUUGAUGCAGAUGACGAUGAAGAAAUCGUUCGUGCACUGACAGCCGGCAUUGAGCAACAAGGGCCUUCUCGAGAGUCCACCACAUUCACUAUUCUUGAGAACAUUCUCCUGCAAGAUACACAAAUGUGGAAGGCUGGGAGGUGCAUCCUGCAUCAACUUCUCAUGAGAACAGUCUUCAUGAUUUACGAACAGAAAGUCCGAUUUGCCAAAGUUUUCAUGCAACACUACAAUGAAAUUUAUGAAGAUUUCGUCAAAGAUGACCAUGAGAUGGAAGUGUCUGUUGUUGGUCUGUCAGUACAAUUCAUGACUGUUCCAAGUCUUGCGCGAAAAUUAGUCGCCGAGGAUGAAGCACUAAGUGUGAUUUCGAAUGCGAUUCGUUUACAAACCAAUAAAUAUAUCAGUCGCGGAUCAACAAAUAUGAGCGAAAUCGGACGAUUCGAUUUUACAAGUAGAUCGUUCCCUGCCGAUUUGAGAAGAGCACUUCAAAUCACUAGAGAUUUGGCUUAUAUUUUGAAUGCGAUUCCAUCUGAUGCUGAUUGGACUCGAGAGCUCAUCGAGGGAUUUGUCAAAGGAUUCACAGAUUUUCUGGUAUUCCUUCAACAUCUUCAAGGAAUGGAUGAAGUCAAGCGACAGGCAGUGGAGCAUCAAGUAUGGGAAUCUGAAUGGGAGACUGCUUUCAAUAUUUUGUUACGAUUGAAGGAUGCAAUCGCACUCGUUAUUUCGUGGGCUGAGAGCAAUGUGAGUGAUUUUGUUCGGUUUUAUUUAUCGUUCAAAGUUUAUCAUUUUCAGGAAGAAGUUCACAAUAGGCUGCUACUGAUGUGCCUAGAACUGAUGAAUAAAAUGCCACCAGUUUAUACGAAAACGAGUGAAGACUCGAGUGGGCUUACUGUCACCAUCAAUGGAGAAUCUAGUACAAUCACUCAUUUUGAUGUUCUGAAAUCUGCCACCUCCAUUCACCAACCAGUCGUUCGAAUUAUAGCUGGACUUUUCACUGCUAAGGAUCACGCAAUGUUUUUGAAGACAAGUAAGCCCGGCACUGAGCUUCAAGAGAAAAUCAGAUCGCUUCUUCAAUCGAAUGAAGAUACUAAUCUCUACGAAUUAGCUCUUCGUGUUCUUGUGCUGUGUGCUCAGACGAACGCAUCACUGUGGAGAAGGAAUGGAUUCUCGUUGGUCAAUCAAAUUCAUAACUACUUCUCUCCUCUUUGCCGAAGUGAAAUGUUUGAUCGAGAUGUUUUGAUGAUGCAAGUUGGAGCAGCAUUGACGCCUCCAUUGAAAUUCAUCAUCCAUCUUCUUCAUCGUUUCCGACUUGACAAAUGGGCAACAACCGAAUUUGAACAGGAUAAAGCAGCAGCGGCACAGACGAAACCAGAAUCUGAAGACUUGAGCAAAACUAUGGUUUUGAUCGCCGAAGAGUUUUUCCAAUGUCUUAUUCUGAUUUUCUCUGAACGAUACACUUAUGGUGUUGGGAAAACGAAUCCGUUGGAUGGAUUGAAACGCGAAGUUGUUCACAUUCUCUGCACUGGCUCCCAUACAUUCAGUCAUAUCCAGCAAAAAGUAUCACACGAUAACAACACAAAAAGAGUUUCCCUUCAUGAAGCCGUGAAUCAAGUAGCCGAUUUCCGGAAACCUUUAUCUACUUCCGCUGGACAAUUCCAUUGCAAAGAGUCAUGUCUUCCUAUGUACUCCCCAUUCUUCAUGCAUUAUUCGAAAAGUGAUCAAUCCGCUGCAGAACAGUGCCAAGCAAGAGUUAGAGCUAAAAUGGACAGAGUGACUCGAUCCUGCUUCCCAAAUCCUCUGCCCGAUUAUCUACCAUUUUUUGAAAAUUUGCCUCUGAUUCUCAAAUCAAACAUGCUCAUCCACGUCUUCAAGCUUGUUAUCGACAGAACCACUCGAAGAAGUCGGUUCUCGAGCGAUCGCGUCUUUCACAAAGUUCUAUAUCUCAUUGGAAUUGCAUUAAACGAAGAGGAGAAAGAUCCAGAUUUUGGUUUCACUCACAAGGCAGAAGAGAAUGUCGGUCUGUUAGGAAUGCUGGAAGGUCUUCUAGGCAAACAGGAGGCAUCUAUUUGUCCAGCUCUCCUCGAAGUUACUGUUGAAAAAUAUCGAAAACUUUUGAAACGAAACAGUGGACCACCAGAACCAGUUAUUGUUGAAACACAUCCAAUGUCUACAGCAGAGGAGUUGAAAGCCAAACGACAAGCGAAGGCUGCUGAAAUGCGACAGAAGGCGAUGGCUAAAAUGUCAAGCAUGCAGUCAAAGUUUAUGAAAAAAAUUGAAGUGGAUGAAUCGAAGGAUGAAACUCAUGUAAAAACAGAAGGAGCUAUUAAACCAGAAGAUUGUGACAACAAGGACGAAGAUAUUGUGAAACAAAUUGGCCACGAUUUCCCGGUUUGCAUUGGUAUCAAUAAAUGGCAAACUGAAAUUGAGAAACCAAGGAUAUUGACAUGUAUUUUAUGCCAAGAAGAUGAAGUUAUUGCUCCACAAUUGGGAAAACCGAUGGUUUGUGCAGCUUUUAUCCAACAAUCUCAACUGUUCACUCAUAAAAACCAGAAAGGAGAGCUUAUGACUGCAUCUAGUGGAGCCAUUUCAACUCGCGAUCUCCUGACGGCUCCAGCUACUCUCCAAUACGGUGUGGACGCUUCGACAUGUUCACACAGCAUGCAUUAUGAAUGCUACAAAAGCUUGCCCGAAUCACAUCCAUCUCCCGAUAGUUCGAGAGCUCGCCAAGUUGCUCCCCAUCCUCACAAAAUGGUGGAUACGGAGAGUGGCGAAUUUCAAUGUCCGUUGUGUAAGAGACUCUGGAAUGCUGCCAUACCCAUCCUGCCAGCUUAUCAGUUGACAAAUCAAAUUGGAUUUUCGACUGUUUCUGGAGCUGCUAAUGAGAACUUCGAGGUUUGGGUCGCAAGAGUCAAACGGAGCUUGGAAAUGCCUCUGAGUUCGGAAUCUGUCACCAAGAAAGGACAUAGCAGAAAGCGAUCACACUCGGAGCGAUCGUUGCUUGAUCUCGAGAAGCUUUCCCAAACAAGCAAAGAAUCGGAUGGUUCGCCUAAAUAUUCAUACAAUGCGACUCAUACUGAUACGCCUACAGAAUCGAAAAUUAUCAUGAAUUCGCCUCCGUCGGCUGACGAUGCUGAUUUUUACAACGAGUUGGCUGCUCUCUUUGUGGAUCCCGAAACCAACAACACCAAUUCACCGACAGCAACGCCUACUCCUGCAGGGGAAUCGAAUCCACGAAGCAGUGAAUCAACUUCAAGUGAAGCUGUGAAAAAACCGUUGAGCAGUCAAAUUCAACACGCUAUUCACACUCUCAUUCGACCAUUCCCAUCAAUGUCAAAGAGUAAAAUAUGUUCAACUGCAUUCGACGGUUUUGAAGAACCAAUUAAAGAUCUCGGAAAGAAUAUGAUCAAGUAUCGUCGUCGCGGGAACGAGAGCAAAGUAAAUUUCAUUGAGAAGCAUCUGAAAGGAUAUGCGAUUUCGACAGUGACAUGGCAGAGUGCUGCGCACGUCGCCAGAGCCAUUUCUUCCUAUUUGUACUAUGACAAGAAGCCACUUUUCGGAGCAUUAAACACCCGCCAGAGAGAUUGUAUGUCUGCUAUGAGUCGGCUCUGUGCAUCACUCUCGCAUAAUAUGCAAUUCCUUCUUCAUGCUGUUUCUGAUAUGCUCCGCGUUUUAUUGUGCGAUCCACCAACAGCCAAAGUCACUCAAACGCUGGGAUCACCUUUGUUUGGAACGUCAUCUUCAUCUGCGAACCCAUCAUCAACCCCGCAUUCAGGAACGAACUUUGCAUUUUUUGUACAGCUUUUCAACCCGGCUGGUCCCAGAAAAAAUGUCAACCUGAAUAUUCUGCAAGUAGAUAUUCUGAGUUUAGCGAUUUCAUUGAUGAUGACUAUUGGGUGGACAUGGAACAACGGUGUUCAGUCAAUGAGCAACACAUCAACAAAAGCGACGACCCAUCAAAAGUCUCGUUUGCUCACCCCAGAUGGAUCUGUCGAUGAGGCAUAUGUACUCCGUCUUGCACUACUGGCACACUAUUUCCAGAUUUUUGCAACGCAUGAUGAAUCUGAUGGGGAAGAUGCUAAUAUGGAUGAUGGUAGUGAAAUUCAUUCCAAUCUCGAUCCGGCUAUCAUUGAGAUAAUGGUGAAGCUCUACUCGAUUUGCCACCCCGAUGAUCAGCCAUUGAGACGCGUGGAUGUUUUGUGGAAAAAGUUAGAAGAAGGAGCGCAUUCUCUUCUCCGUCCCGUAGCUCUUCUAUACCAUUACAUCACACUUGUUGAUCCGCCAGAGGCAUUGAAAGAUCCAUCCAUUCACAGCGCAGAAGCAUUGUUCCGCUAUGUUGGUCUUCCUUCAAAGAUUGAAGAGCAUAUUCAAGGAAGUCUCGUUGAGUCAUUGUUUGUGAUGUGGUCUUUGGCUAUUCCAAAAGAUGAUCAUCUGCUUCGAGAACUCGUGGUUCAACCAGUCAAACCGAAUCUACUGGUUGAUUUGCCAGACCGAUAUAGUCAACUUAUCAAUAGAGUCGCAUCAUUCAAAUGUCCAACUAUUCCGAUUGAAGAAUCAACAUCGAAUGUUCCUACUUUAUGCCUAGUUUGUGGAACAAUAUUAUGCUCUCAAGCGUAUUGUUGUCAGAAAAUCGUAAACAAGCAAUCUUACGGAGCGUGCAGAUAUCACAUGUCACAAUGUUCCGGGUCAGUAGGAAUGUUCUUGCGCGUUCGAGACUGCAGUCUUGUUUUAAUGACUACCAGAAAACGAGGUUGCUUCCGUCCUGCACCAUACGUUGAUGAGUUUGGAGAGGUGGAUCAAGGCUUUCGACGUGGAAAUCCUCUGCAUCUGAAUCCUGAGCUCUAUCAAAAGUUGAAAUCAUUGUGGCUUCAGCAAGGAAUCACAGAAGAAGUUGUGAAUUACAAUGAGAUCGACUACCGCAAUGUUCAAUACGAUUGGGCUCACUUCUAG
Messenger RNA from Caenorhabditis briggsae, 6219 nucleotides. It is a transcript of the gene Cbr-ubr-1, whose product is annotated as Protein CBR-UBR-1. The coding region runs from base 1 to 6219 and encodes 2072 amino acids. Gene Ontology annotation, cellular component: cytoplasm; ubiquitin ligase complex. Lineage: Eukaryota; Metazoa; Nematoda; Chromadorea; Rhabditida; Rhabditidae. Gene Ontology annotation, biological process: ubiquitin-dependent protein catabolic process via the N-end rule pathway; protein ubiquitination. The record is from RefSeq and is a predicted model, not a curated record. Gene Ontology annotation, molecular function: ubiquitin protein ligase activity; zinc ion binding. The transcript is spliced from 16 exons.